Aspergillus puulaauensis is the source of this 1122-nucleotide messenger RNA. RefSeq lists its product as uncharacterized. The transcript is spliced from 2 exons. Bases 1 to 1122 code for a protein of 373 amino acids. Gene Ontology annotation, molecular function: oxidoreductase activity; FAD binding. Lineage: Eukaryota; Fungi; Ascomycota; Eurotiomycetes; Eurotiales; Aspergillaceae. The record is from RefSeq and is a predicted model, not a curated record.
AUGGACGUUACCGGUGGAAACGAAGGCUCCGUUGGCCUAGCCGGUGGGUACGGGCAAGGAGGCGGACAUGGCGUGUUUGGUCCGUCCUACGGCCUUAUGGUGGACAACGCAGUUGAAUUCGACGUCGUCACUGCCGAUGGGAAAUUCCGCACUAUAAACCAGUGCAACGACCCCGACCUCUUCUGGGCUAUGCGUGGCGGAGGAGGUGGCGCCUUUGCUAUUCUAACGAGUUACCGAUUCCAGCUUCAUCCUGCGGUUAAGAUAAAUGUGUACUCAUUCAAAGCGCAUUUCGCGACGCAGGGGAAGAACACUACUGGGACGAAUUACCCUGCGCUCCAGAAAAUUCUCACACAACAUGCAACGCACCAGCCUGUGUGGUCUCAUAAUAACAUCUCAGGACACGCCUACUACUGGCCUUCAAAAGCCGAGAUAUACCUCGUCCUUCCUUCAAACAACGUCACUGCGCUGAAGGCGUUAACUACGGAAUUCUCGUCCUUCCUAACAAAUCAGUCCGACAUCCACGUCUCAGAAAGCAAAUACACCACCUAUCCCUCCUAUACCGGCUUCCUGAAUCUCACCAGUAGCAUCGCGGCGAGGUUAACACCGGCCGGAAUCUUCGAGGCUGUCGCCAGCAGACUCAUCCCGGAAUCCCUGUUCGAAUCAAACAACACUAUCUCCGACCUGGUCGAUGCCUUCUUAGGUGGAGUCCACCUUAGCAACAAGCUCAUCCCUGAUGACGGCACCCUGGCGCAGAUUAUAAUGACCACACCCGUGAAUGUACAGAACGGGAACACGACGAGCGUUAACCCUGCCUGGCGGGAUGCCCUCUGGCACACGAUCAUGACAGGUGGAUGGCCGACGAAACUUGCACGCGAAGAAGAGGCGAAACUACAAGACGCGUGGCUAGGGACUGUGCAGGAAUUGAAGGAGUUGACACCUGGGGGUGGAGCUUAUGUGAAUGAGGCGCAUUAUCUAGAGCCGGAGUGGGAAGACACGUUCUUUGGUGGGAAUUAUGAGGCGCUUUUGGGGAUCAAGAGGAGGUAUGAUCCGGGGCGGUUCUUUGAUUGUUGGAAGUGUGUGGGCUGGGAGGGGGUGUCUGAUCAAUAUUCCUGCUACGAGUAG